CAAUCUAGCUCUGGGUGUAGUUACCAUUGCACGCUGGGAAAGUGUUGUGGGAACAACAGCUCCGCCUCCAGGGCUCCGCCCACCGCACUCAGUUCUCUCCAAGCCUCUUUCCCAGUUCCCACUCGCGCCUGGUGACACUCAGAGCUGACACUAUGGUUCAUCAAGUGCUCUACCGGGCGCUGGUCUCCACCAAGUGGCUGGCUGAGUCCAUUCGGUCUGGCAGCCUGGGGCCCGGCCUUCGGGUGCUGGACGUGUCAUGGUACUCUCCCGGGACCCGCCAGGCCCGCAAAGAGUAUCAAGAACGCCACGUGCCUGGUGCGUCCUUCUUUGAUAUAGAGGAAUGCCGAGACACGGCUUCGCCUUAUGAGAUGAUGCUGCCCAGUGAGGCCCACUUUGGGGACUACGUGGGAAGGCUGGGAAUCAGCAACGACACACACGUGGUGGUGUACGAUGGAGACGACCUGGGCAGCUUCUAUGCACCCAGAGUAUGGUGGAUGUUCCGUGUGUUUGGCCACCGCACAGUAUCAGUGCUCAAUGGUGGUUUCCGGAACUGGGUGAAGGAGGGCCACCCGGUGACAUCUGAGCCCUCACGGCCAGAGCCAGCUGUUUUCAAAGCCACACUGGACCGCUCCCUGCUCAAGACCUAUGAGCAGGUCCUGGAGAACCUCCAGUCUAAAAGGUUCCAGCUGGUGGACUCUCGGGCCCAAGGACGGUACCUGGGUACAGAACCGGAGCCCGAUAUAGUAGGACUGGAUUCAGGUCACAUCCGCGGCUCAGUCAACAUGCCCUUCAUGAACUUCCUGACUAAAGACGGCUUUGAGAAGAGCCCAGAGGAGCUGCGGGCCAUUUUCCAGGACAAAAAAGUGGACCUCUCUCAGCCCCUCAUCGCUACAUGUCGCAAGGGGGUCACGGCCUGCCAUGUUGCCCUGGCUGCCUAUCUUUGUGGCAAGCCUGACGUGGCUGUUUAUGAUGGCUCCUGGUCGGAGUGGUUCCGCAGGGCACCCCCCGAGACCCGUGUGUCUCAGGGGAAGAGUGGGAAGGCCUGAGUGUGCGCAGCCUCCUUUUCUGCACACCAAAUUCAGCCAGUGAGGCCAGUGUGACCUGCCCCGGGUUCACACCUCUUAGGCAAUGGAGUUUGAUGGGUUUUAGAAUUGCUGUGAGUGCCUUCCUCCCCUCACACUGGAAUAAAGUGCCUUUUCUCA
Molecule: messenger RNA, 1202 nt
Organism: Microtus ochrogaster (prairie vole)
Lineage: Eukaryota; Metazoa; Chordata; Mammalia; Rodentia; Cricetidae
Gene: Tst
Product: thiosulfate sulfurtransferase
Cellular component (GO): mitochondrion
Molecular function (GO): thiosulfate-cyanide sulfurtransferase activity
Source: RefSeq, a predicted model, not a curated record